Messenger RNA from Acipenser ruthenus (sterlet), 2879 nucleotides. Its product is annotated as type 1 phosphatidylinositol 4,5-bisphosphate 4-phosphatase-like. Gene Ontology annotation, cellular component: plasma membrane; late endosome membrane; phagocytic vesicle membrane. The transcript is spliced from 7 exons. Lineage: Eukaryota; Metazoa; Chordata; Actinopteri; Acipenseriformes; Acipenseridae. Gene Ontology annotation, biological process: phosphatidylinositol dephosphorylation. Gene Ontology annotation, molecular function: phosphatidylinositol-4,5-bisphosphate 4-phosphatase activity. Bases 78 to 854 code for a protein of 258 amino acids. The record is from RefSeq and is a predicted model, not a curated record.
GAGGGAGCGGGGUGAACCUCGUCACGUGAGACGGCGUGCAGCAGGGCUGCAAUCUCUUCCUGACUGUGUGCACCGCUAUGGCGGACUGCGAGAGAUCUCCGCUGCUUUCAGAUCUCAGCGAUGGAGGUACAGGCGGCGGGAUCCUACCCAGUAAACCGCAAGGGUUUCCUGAGUUUCCCAGCUCGCAGCCCUCGGUCAUGCCUGGUGAAGACCCCCCUCCCUACUCCCCUAUGACCUCUCCAGAGAGCGGCAGUGCCCCCAUGAUCAGCUGCCGGGUGUGCCAGUCACUCAUCAACGUGGAGGGCAAAAUGCACCAGCAUGUCGUCAAGUGUGGGGUCUGCAAUGAAGCCACGCCCAUAAAGAACGCUCCGGCUGGGAAGAAGUAUGUGCGUUGUCCGUGCAACUGUCUCCUUAUCUGUAAAGUGACGUCACAAAGGAUAGCCUGCCCCCGACAGUACUGUAAACGAGUAAUCAACCUGGGUCCUGUUCACCCCGAUCCUGCCAGCCCAGAACCACAGCCCGCGGGAGCGAGGGUGACCUGCGGGCACUGCAAAAACACCUUCCUGUGGACAGAAUUCACGGACAGGACAUUGGCACGCUGUCCACACUGCAGAAAAGUGUCCUCUAUUGGGAGAAGAUACCCUCGUAAGAGAUGCUUGUGGUGCUUCCUGUCCAGUCUCCUGUUUGCCAUCGUUGCCGGUGGCCUUGCUGCUGGCACGUGGAAGCAUGCUCAACGGUACGGAGGAAUCUACGCGUCCUGGGCCGUGGUCAUUCUACUGGCGGUCAUCUGCAUGGGCCGAGCCUGCUACUGGGCCUGCAUGAGGGUCAGCCAGCCAGUCCAGAACUUCUCAUAAAAACCCCAGCGCGUUCUCGAGAGGGGAAGCAGAACGAGAAAGCAUUUUCGUGAGGUGGUCGGGGGUUGGGGGUGGGUGUAAUGUCAAUCAGAACCCCUUUUUUCUGGGGCAUUGGGUAUACACCUUUGAUCACAACUGGAAGCCUUGUAUUUUAGGUUAGGCUCUGAUACAGAGGGCAGCCCCUGGAUAUCGCAUCAUCUCCCAGUCCUUUAGUGCCUGUUCAUACUUGUGCACAUUUCUUUUUUCCAGUCCGUGUAUAUUCCAGUCCAGGUUUUUUUUCCAGCCAUGCUCUGAAUUAUUCAUUUGAAACAAUGACACCUUCCCGCUUUAAGUAAUUAACCUAUUAAGCCUGGAGUGUUAGGCUCUCCAAGACUAGAAAUUGAGGUUAGCGCCACUUAGUGGACUUGUGGGGAACUGUAGUGUCUGACCAUUGUGAGUCUAAUAAGCAAACUGCUCCCCCCCUCCCCCAUCCCCCAAAUGAGUAACAAUCACUACACGAGUUACCCCAAAAUAGAGAACCAAAUUUGAAUGAACUGUAUUCAAUAAAGUGCUUCUCCAAAUGCAAAGAUGAAUUGCACAAAUGUUCAAAAAAAUGUUCCAAACUUUUUUUUUUCAAUGGAUUUUUUUAAUAAGUAUUUCCUUUUUUUUAUAUACAAGUCACAGUCGUGGGUCCUCUCCUAUCUGACACGUAUUGCUAGUGGUUGGAUACACAGAAACCAGGACCAGAGGACACGGUUACAAAUGAAGUGGAGAUAGACUUAGGACAGAGGGAAGGAGACUCUUCUUCACACAGAGAGUGGUGAGGGGAUGGAAUGGGUUACCUAGUCAUGUUGUUGAAGGAGACUCUUCUUCACACAGAGAGUGGUGAAGGGAGGGAAUGGGUUACCUAGUCAUGUUGCUGAAGGAGACUCUUCUUCACACUGGGAGUGGUGAGGGGAUGGAAUGGGUUACCUAGUCAUGUUGCUGAAGGAGACACUUCUUCACACAGAGAGUGGUGAGGGGAUGGAAUGGUCUGCCCUAGUCAUGUUGUAGAAGGAGACUCUUCUUCACACACCCAGUGGUGAGGGGAUGGAAUGGGUUACCUAGUCAUGUCGUAGAAGGAGCCUCUUCUUCACACAGAGAGUGGUGAGGGGAUGGAAUGGGUUACCUAGUCAUGUUGUAGAAGGAGACUCUUCUUCAUGCAGAGAGUGGUGAGGGGAUGGGAUGGGUGACCUAGUCAUGUUGAGGCAGACCCGGGGAUCCUUUUAAGACCCUUCUCUCAUUCGUACGCUUUCUUAUUCUGAUAUACAUGGUUACGCUGGCAUUACUGAUCCAAGUUUCUGUUAUACAUUUCAAAGAGGAUUUUACUGGAACGGUCAUAAUUGUUUCUCUCCUGAGUGAAAUAAACAUUCACAUAAUGUUCUGUUUUAUAUAAUAUAAAAAAAGAAAAGAAAAUGUGUUUACAAAUCUACUGGAUGUUUUAACAUAAUCAAACAAAAAUACCCCACCUAGACUACUGUGUGUGGUUUUGGUCAUCUCGCUACAAUAAAGGCUAGGCUGAUCCCAGCCUGUAAAAUCAUCAAUUGUAUAUAUAAAGUUAACCCAAGACACUACUUCAAAUUUAUCACAGAGAAAAGAACAUGCAGAGGGCACACGAGCAGAAUGAAUUCGUCUUGGCAGAUAUUCAGUUUCGUUUGCACAUUAAUUGGAAUGUCCUGGGUGGAAUUAACAUUCAUUUUGUAGAUCUAAAUUAAGAACCAAUUUGUAAAUAUUUCUUGUCUUCUCUUAUUUUCUUUGAAUGUUGCACUACCUGUACACAUGUUUUAUUUGUUGUUCUAAUUAUUAUUAUUUUUAAUUGAAGCCGUUGGAUUAACGACCAUGAUGUCACUGUUGCACCGUGUUGUAAAACUCCAUAUAACUGGAUGUCAGUCUCUGAUCAGUGUAGGUAAUUAAUGAGCUGUAAAUAAAUUAAUGAAACCCCAAAAGCUACGUCCUGUUCUGUCAUCAUUGUUAAAAUGACAUUUCGAAUCAGUAAAGGAAAACAAA